This is a messenger RNA of Rotaria socialis, 1659 nucleotides long. NCBI's taxonomy places the organism in Eukaryota, Metazoa, Rotifera, Eurotatoria, Philodinida, Philodinidae. The record is from the annotation of a GenBank genome assembly.
AUGAAUCCCAUAAAAAUCUUUGGCUUCACUCCAUUAGGUGUUAUUUUAGCUGAACGAUUGACUUAUUCACUAUCUAAAAAAUCCGAAUGCUAUCCAGACGUUCAUCUUAUCGAGCAAAAAUCUUCUCUAUCGAUUGAUGUACAAUGGCAAAGUGUUAGUCUUUUGUGUUUAAUCAAUCUAUUAAAACAAUGUCGAAUGCUGCAAUCGAAUGAUUCAAAAAAGUUUGGUAUAAACAUACAAAGUAUAAAAAUGAACAAACAACUUCUGUAUUCAUAUAUCAAAUUAUCGACAGAACGUGUACAGAAAUAUUAUUUGAUUUUGUUAAAACAGCGUCAAAUUCAAUUCGAAUUAUCCAAUUAUUCGAUUGAUAACGACGAAAAUUUAAAAGAAAAUCUAUUGAAUUAUGUUCAUAAUGAUUCAAUUGAACGAUUGCUUAAUAUGGAUGAUUUUACAUUAGCAAUGAAAACGCCAUGGCAAUCAUAUUUUCGUUCAUCAUCACCGACAGAUAUGUCUAUAUUCGAUCAUGACAGUAAUUCAAUAUAUAUCACCUAUGUUCAGUCGUCUAAUCAUGAAUUCAAUCGUAGUCUUCGUCUUAAUGUAUUUCAUACUAUUUUUCAAUAUCUUCCAUCAUAUUCAUCAAUCAAACUCAUUGGUCCUGAUAUAUUUGCUUUUGAAUUAGCUUAUCUUCUAUCGACGAUGGGAUGUAAUCAAAUUUAUUUCUAUCGGAUGAAUCCAAAUGAAACAUUAGUACUGCCGAUUACUGAAACUAAUUCUAUUCUAGUCACGUUAUUUGAGAUUUUUUCGAAAUUUACUCAUAAACCAUUAGCAGACAUUGUCUCAUGGGCAAAUCAACGCCCAAUAUUACAUACAAUUGAAAAAUAUCAUCAAUUUCAGAUGAAUUUAAAUGCUGCCGGACAAUUAGAAUAUGAAGCAUUCAUUCAACCAUCGAUACCUUCUUAUCAAACGUCACACGAAACAAAGAAACAUAAACGAACAUAUUUAGAAACAUUCAAACAACAAGCUCAAGAAUCACUAACAAAAUUUAGUACAUCAAAUGUACAUAUCAAUAAAACUAAUAUUGAAAUUAAAGAAGAACCGUUGGAUUCUUUUGUUCCAUCUUCAACAUUUUUUGUUCUCAUUGAUAAAAUAACAUCAUCUGAUCUGAAAACAUAUCAAAAUCUACCGCCACCAUUUCCAAAUGCCAUUCGUACUUUUAAUAGUACUCCUGGUGCAUUGAUUUUUAAUAUAUAUGAAAGUUUACGAAGAAUUUCUAACGAUGAAACUAUUCCUCAGUUAACUAAUAUAUUUCUAUCAGUUGAUCGUGAACUGUGCGUUAUAAAAAAUCAAACAGCAAUUAAAGCUGAUCAUUUCGGAGCGGAUCAAAUUCUUCAAUCUCAACAACAUGAUUUAAAACGACCUGUAGAAAAUCUUCAUGAUUUACAUAAAAUUAUACAACGACCAGUCAAUGAAAUCGGUCAAUUAAUAUUAUAUGAAUCACAAUUAUUUCAAAAUGAUGCACUCGAUCUACAAUCACUAUUAUUACUAUUCAAUCCUCGAGAAGAAAUUCCUAAAAAUGAACUCAUGUUCCUAUUCCAUAAUGACUAUAAUUGGCAUAAUCUAAUAGUAUUGCCUGAUCAUAAAACAAAAAUACGAAACUAA